Procambarus clarkii (red swamp crayfish) is the source of this 3577-nucleotide messenger RNA. RefSeq names its product cysteine-rich secretory protein 2. NCBI's taxonomy places the organism in Eukaryota, Metazoa, Arthropoda, Malacostraca, Decapoda, Cambaridae. The record is from RefSeq and is a predicted model, not a curated record.
AUGUUAGCCAGCCUCACAUACACCGCUGAUGAUAUACUUUUUAUGUGGGCUUCAGGAGACAGAUUUAGUGUGAUAUUAACUAUAUCCUUCUCUCUGUCCGUUUCUUGGAGGACUUCGCCUCCCAUUUGGUACCUUGUGUCUGGCCGCCUGCUCCCUCUGCCUAGCUUCAUUACUUAACAUUUAUUUGAUCUAAAUUCUCGUAGUCAUUUGUUGGACCAUUCCUUAAGUUCGUCUAGGUCAUCUUGUAGUCUCUUGUUAUCUACCUCCGUCUUAAUCUUUCUCAUCAUUUUCGCAUUAUCAGGAAACAUUGAGAGGAACGAAUCUAUUCCCUAUGGGAGAUCGUUUACAUAUACAGUAUCAGAAACAGGUAGGUUCGAAGACUUUGCCACAUCCUUGCUUCCUUCACUCCCCACUGGUAAUCUUAACUCUUCUAGUGGUGCCUGGUUGAAUGUUCCUUCUUAUUAGUGUUGCCCUGCGCCUCGCCAUCCUAUCCAUAGAACACUGGUGUAUCUGGGACUAUGCAGCGGCAGACCCAUAUGGCAAAAGAUGGUCUCAUCUCUUGUAAGUCAGAGGGAAAGAUUGCUAGACAUGAAGCAGUCAAUGACAUCACUGAAAGAAGUUUGGCUACAGCCAAGUAUUCAGCGCAAAGGGAACCUCAAAUGUGCAUCUACAGUGGCUGAUACCUCACUACAGUACAGUACAGGUGAUGGGGAUGUCACAUUCUGGCAGACCCAGAAAGCUAAUUAGUACAGAAGCUUCGAACAUUGUUAAUGGUUCGUGCCAAUAGGUUCCGAGACCCUGGGCGCCUGGUUUAAAUGUGCAUGUAAGUUCCUGAAGGAGGUGGUUGAGGAACUCAUUAGGUGUAACACACACGAGUGAUCAGUUUCCUGUUCCAGCACCUUAGUGUUGUGAUCCAGAGAGGAAAUGCUUGAUGUAUCUUGGGCACUGACCCCGCCUCUGCCCAGUUGGAUGAGGUUUUCGAAGUUUUUUUUUUUUUUUUUUUGAGUUAUGUGUAUUUCUGUAAACUGUAACACAAUGCACAAUAAUGUGUAUUAUAAAAUAAAAUUUGUAUUAUACCUAUGCGAAUAGUAGGUAAUUGUAAGAAACGCUCUGCGUGUUAGUGUUUUGCAUGAAUGUGCCACUUAAUCACCAAAAUGUAUAUUUUCAUAACUAAUUGUACCUUGCAUAUAAAUAAAUAAAAAUAAAUAACAUUGUAGUGUGAUGUGAGAGAGUGAGUGUCAAGAACGAGGCGAGUGUGAGUCAGUGUGCUCUCUGGCGUCGUCGGAGGUGGUGUUGCCCGGUUGUAGAUAUACGAGACGUUAUGUAAGCAAUGAAAGUAUCCAGGACAAUGAUUGGGUUAUUAAUGUUGUUGGUGACGGUGACCCGGAGCUGGAGCCUGACCUGGCCUGGGGCCCCCACCUCCGGCCCGCUCUCCCAGCCAAUCCACACCAAUCAUUAUAUUUUUAGUGUACACAAUUUUUUUACGAAUAAUAAAAGCAAGGGUGGAAAUAAAAGUGAGCAAAAUAAUAUGUACGAAGCAAGCAAAAAUAUUGUCAAUGUAAGAGUGGAAAAUGCUAUAGUAAUACGACAUGAUUCAGUGAAUUCCCAAAAUGACUCAAUGGAGUGGAGCACCGUCGAGGGCGGCCUCGGAGCCUCCCGCCCACAACGCCCACAACGCCCACACAACACAAGGUCAUUGCCGAAUACAAGAACAUACUUGGAGAUGGAGAAGCGAUGGCCUUCUUCCGCCAGCAGUAAAACGUGGAGAAAUAACCUCUACGAAAACAGGAAGAACAUAAAUAAUGGUCCCUCUGGCUCGCCGCCCAAGCUGCCUACCAACACUCGCAGACAACAGAUCAACCAUACCAACACACGUGGGGAGUGGGAGGAAGGGCGGCAGUACCGCGCCCUGGACCCCAGACGCCCCAAGGUCCGCAGGCAGCUACUGAGGCAGCACAACCACUUCCGCUCCAGUGUCACGCCCCCGGCUGCUGACAUGUUGGCUCUGUGUUGUGUGUGGUGUUGUCAGGGGUGGUACGAGAGAGCAGCAGCGCAGGCGCAGGCGUGGGCAGAGCAGUGUGACCCCCACACCCAGACUGACCACCCCAGUGUCAGGUGGACCUCCCGCUAUGGCGCCUGUGGGCAGAACGUCCUCAUCUCCACCACCAAGAGGCGAUGGAGUGAGGUGAUAGCCAAGUGGUGGAGUGGAAGACGACACUUUCAGUAUGGGGGUGACCACAACAACUGGAGCCUAGUGUCCUCCUACACACAGAUGGCGUGGUACAACUCUCAUCAGCUGGGAUGUGGUUUCACACAGUGUUCACCCAAUGGUGGCACUACUUUCUUCAGAUAUGUCUGCAACUAUUGUCCUACAGGAAAUGACCCAAAACGGCUGAAUCGGCCGUACAGCGAGGGUGAGGUUUGCAGCUUGUGUCCUGGGUCAUGCAAAUCGCUUUGCCGCAGGAACACCUGCAACCUCUGCACUAAUGCCUGCAGUUACUCCGACUUGUGGAUCAACUGUGAAAGGCUCGACUACGAGUGGCACGAGUGGCUCUGCAACACCAAGACUAAACAGGGAGUCGAACGCUUCAAGAACUGCCGAGCCACUUGCCAGUGUGUCAACGAAAUAACCUAAGCCAGACGAAUAAAUUAAUUCCUGAGUUAUCUUUGUAUGUGCAUUAAAGAAGCAUUAAAUUUUCCAAUAAGAUUUUAAUCUUCGAGAUACCACAACGUUUAGUGUUCUAGUUCACUGGGCCAUCAUUUUCAAUUAUACAUGCAGAUGUGUAAAUGCAAACACAGUCUUAUUGCAGGGGCUGGAAUGCUGUUGCAAAACAAUCUAUUCAUAUGUCUAUAGUCAAUGCUGAACCAUAAAUGUAUCAAGUGAAAUACGAAGGUAGUUCUCCCUCAAAUAUUGUAAAACAUUUUUGUAUAUUUUCUUCCUUAUUGUAUGUGCUAGAUGUAUAAAAUCAAUGUGUCCAAUCUUCUAUGAAAAUUUUGGAAUAUAUUUGUCAGCUUCUUAAAGUUGAAGUUAAAAAAAAAACGAGAUAUUGUAUUGUACAGGAAGCCUAUGAAUAAGAACUGAGAAGUUUGCUGCAAGCCAGACCUCAACCAGCCAAGCCUGCUAUGCAUGUAUAAAGCAGUGUAGUGUUUCUGUUACCUUGUGCAGAUUGAUUGAUUGAUGAAGAUUAAGCCACCCAAAAGGUGGCACGGGCAUGAAUAGCCCGUAAGUGGUGGUUCUUUUGAGCUAUUACCAGUAUCAAGAGCUGAUACUGGAGAUCUGUGGAGGUGCGACUGCACCCUGUGUGACGGGAGGUGUCUCCCGUCAGCUUGUGCAGUAUAGGUGGCUUAUAAAUAGUGCCAUAAUUAUGGCACUAUAUAUAAGUUGCUAGUCAACCACGGAUAAGCAGCACUGACUGAAACACCUGCCUGGGAGUCUUGGGCUGGGUGGAAGGAUACUGGUAGGGCUUCCCAGAUAUACGUUGACUGUCUGGGUCUGCUGUCGUAUAGGAGAAAUGCAGUCAAAUUUCUUAUACAAUAUAUUUUUUUAUACUUUCUAACAAUGCAUUUUUAUACUUUA